AUGUUCCAGAAAAAGCCUUCGAAUGUCGUAAAGGAUUUUAACCAAUUUCUAACCAAUCCGGAAACCGCUAAGGAUGAAUUCUGUAUGGAAUAUGCGAUGGAAAAUGACGAGGAGGAUAGUACGAUGAAUCCAGCUGAUAUGGCACUGAACCACGUACAAGUUUUAACAGCAGCAUUGAAUAACGCGCAGGUAGCAGCAGACCAUGCACAGCAAGCCGCAUCCGAAGCAGCCGCCGAAUUGGCUUCCCAAUCGCAGAUGGUGGGAACCGCUAAAGUGAAGCUUGAAUCCAUCGAAGAUCAGCUGAACGCAGCCCGGGUGGACUUCGAAGCCACUCAGGAAGCCGCCCAUAAGGCAGCGUACUCCGCGCAGGAGGCACAGAAGAAUGCAGCCGAAGCGGCCGCGCAUGCCGCUAUCCCGCACCAGUUGGACAGCCAUCAGUUGCAGUUCCAGUCGAAGGCAUCGAAGCAAGCGAAUGAACACGAAAGUGAUGAUAUCAAUAGCGGCGAGAUCGAUGUCAGCUCGAAUCACAACUUCGGGUAGAUGUCGUUGCCAUUCCUGCUAUAGCAACCUUAGAAUGUAAUCGAAAUAGAUCUAUGUUUUAAUAGAACGACUGGAGACACGCAAUACUCUAUAAUGUAGGGAUGUUGUUUUUGUAAGACUUUACAUCUUAGAUUGACAUAGGGCUUUGUUUCAUGUUUAGUGUUAGGUCAGUUAAUGUGCCUGAUAUUUUAUUUUGUAAGAACAUUAUACAAUGCUGUUUUAUUAAAAAAGAA
Molecule: messenger RNA, 773 nt
Organism: Armigeres subalbatus
Lineage: Eukaryota; Metazoa; Arthropoda; Insecta; Diptera; Culicidae
Exons: 3
Coding region: 1-540 (179 amino acids)
Source: RefSeq, a predicted model, not a curated record